CACCGUGAUGGUUUUAACUGCUUUCUCUCAAGAAAAAUUGCAUACCUCGGUUGCUCCCCUCUGACCAGCACCAGAGAAGGUCACUGCUUUGUUGCUGCAGUAUGACGAGGUCUCUUCUAUGGACAUUGAACUCCCAGCAACCUAUGCCUGUUGCCUGUGAUGGAAGAACUUGAUGUUAAUGUGAGUUCGAGUGAGGGCUUCGGUGUAGCGGAGAAGAUCGUGCUGCUCACCUUCAUCUCCGCCGUUAUACUGAUGGCCAUCCUGGGGAACCUGCUGGUGAUGGUGGCUGUGUGCCGGGACAGGCAGCUCAGGAAAAUCAAGACCAAUUAUUUCAUUGUUUCCCUUGCCUUUGCGGACCUGCUGGUGUCAGUGCUGGUGAUGCCGUUUGGAGCCAUUGAGUUGGUUCAGGACAACUGGAUCUAUGGAGAGAUGUUCUGCCUGGUCCGAACGUCCCUCGAUGUCCUGCUCACCACGGCGUCAAUCCUGCACCUCUGCUGUAUCUCGCUGGACAGGUACUAUGCUAUCUGCUGCCAGCCUCUGGUUUACAGGAACAAGAUGACUCCAUUGCGCAUUGCUGUAAUGCUUGGAGGGUGCUGGGUAAUCCCAACGUUUAUUUCUUUCCUUCCUAUCAUGCAAGGCUGGAAUAGCAUUGGCAUCAUUGAUCUGAUUCAGCAAAGGCAGUUCAACAAGGCUUCCAACUCCACCUACUGCAUAUUCAUGGUCAACAAGCCAUACGCCAUUACCUGCUCCGUGGUGGCCUUCUACUUUCCCUUCCUCCUGAUGGUGCUGGCCUACUACCGCAUCUACGUCACGGCCAGGGAGCACGCCCGCCAGAUCCAGGUGCUGCAGCGCGCGGGGGCCUCCACCGACGGCCGGCAGCACCACCCGGACCAGCACAGCACGCACCGCAUGAAGACUGAGACCAAAGCUGCCAAGACCCUGUGCAUCAUCAUGGGGUGCUUCUGCCUGUGCUGGGCCCCCUUCUUUGUCACAAACAUAGUGGACCCUUUCAUAAACUACACGGUGCCAGGGAAACUGUGGACGGCUUUCCUGUGGCUGGGCUACAUCAAUUCAGGGUUGAACCCUUUCCUCUACGCCUUCCUGAACAAGUCCUUCAGACGUGCCUUCCUCAUCAUCCUGUGCUGUGGUGAUGAGCGAUACCGAAGGCCUUCCAUCUUGGGGCAGACGGUUCCCUGUUCCACCACCACAAUAAAUGGAUCGACUCAUGUACUAAGGGUAAACAGCUGGAAGUGCUGAGCUCACUGCCAGAGGCUGCAGACAGACACUUUGUGCCACAGGAGAUCCUGGGACAUCUUAAUGACUUCUCGUUAGCUUAAUGCACCUUUGUAACAAACGGCACCACCUGCUAAAUUGCUGAUGUUGCACAACUGUUUUCUGACUACUGCAGAAGAAGAAGAAGAAAGGUACACUGUUUUACGUAAUGGACAUCAUCAGGAACACGAGAAGCUUCCCAUCCACAAUGACCCUGAAUCACAGGAAUCCUGUUUCUAAUCACAGUCCUUGAAGAGGAAUAGACUAGCUGAAGGAACAGAUUCCUUUUAGGAUACCCAAAGAAUUCAUGGACCGCAGGAUUUUAUGAAAACUCAUUCAUCUACAUUGUCAUGGUGCCUCUUGUACUAACUUCAUAUGAAUGUCCACCUGCACCUGUGCAGAUCGAUGGGGGCACGGAAUGGUACACAAGCAGAACAGCUGGGGAGACUUUCCUGUAUCUGCAAGGACAGCUGGACUAUAUGGCUGUGUCAGAACUUUACUCCAGGACUGAGCUGAUUUCUGUCGAUGUAAGGAAAUGACACAGAUACAAACUACCCAACGUGGGGACUUCGGUUAUUCCUUUCCAGCUGCCUUCUGUGUACAAGCCACCUCUCUGUCCUGUGGUAUCAUGAUCUUAAAGAUUACAAGUUCUGGCUAAAGCCCUAACGUGAUGUGAGACUAAAUGCCUGCCUGCAAGAUCCUGCCCACCAGUGAGCAGAUGCUGUCAGGAGAGAAACAGCACUACGUUUUCUUUAGCAAAGUAAGAGGCCAUGUUUGCCUUUUGAUUGUAGUUACUGGUGAAAGGUCAGCAUGAGCUGCUGAUUCACCUUCCCCUGCAGAGCUUUCUUUGUAAAUGCUUCUAUUGUGUUUCCUGGCCAAGUUCAUUGGUAGAAAACUCAUAGAGCGUAUAUAGUGCUGACAAGCUGGAGUGGAACCUACAGAGACAUUCCACACCUAACAGACACCCCUGCAAGCACUGCUUCAAUCCAGCCCAGUUGCUAAAAGGCAGUGGCCAUCCUCUGCUAUUUGGAGGCCAGGGGAUGGGAUGUGGCCCUCAAACCCCAGGCAAGCUGCCAGUGCUGUCCUCAUCUAAGCAAACUUUGGGCAUUCUUAUCAAGAAGAAGGGUUGGCCAAGAGACAGUCAGUCUGUAAUAGAUCACUAAGUGCCAUCUUGAAAAAUAUACCAUCUAAAAAACUUUUCUAGCUACAUUAGGAAGACAGAGCUCUACUUACAUUUUCCAU
Calidris pugnax (ruff) is the source of this 2514-nucleotide messenger RNA. RefSeq names its product 5-hydroxytryptamine (serotonin) receptor 4, G protein-coupled (gene HTR4). Gene Ontology annotation, biological process: regulation of appetite; chemical synaptic transmission; adenylate cyclase-activating adrenergic receptor signaling pathway. The record is from RefSeq and is a predicted model, not a curated record. The transcript is spliced from 8 exons. Lineage: Eukaryota; Metazoa; Chordata; Aves; Charadriiformes; Scolopacidae. Gene Ontology annotation, cellular component: plasma membrane. The coding region runs from base 160 to 1257 and encodes 365 amino acids. Gene Ontology annotation, molecular function: G protein-coupled serotonin receptor activity.